GCGAAGAAGGCCGAGAAGGAGAAACUCAAGGCCAAGGAGAGAAAAGAGAAGGAGAUGGCGGAGUUGCGAAAGAAGAUGAUGGAGGAAAAGCAGAAGAGGGAAGAAGCGGAAGCUGCUGCUAAGGCCGACGGGGAGGAGGGCGCCGAGGGCGGGGAGAAGCCCGACGGCAGCGGGACCAAGGACGAGGAGGUGAAAGAGGAGGUCAAGGCCGAGGUCAAAGAGGAGGGCAAGGACGAGGCGAUGCCCGAGGAGGCCAAAGAAGGAGGGCCUGAUGCAGACGCCGAGAUGGAGGACGAGGAUCUAGAGCCGCCCAAGGCCGAGUUGACCGAGGAGGAGAAGAGGCUAAAGUUCAGGCCAGUCGGGGUGCCCGACCUGCUCCCCGCGGUACUUGGCUCCAACUUCGGGAGUUUUUCCAUCCCGACCAAGGACGAGGAGUUUGACGAGAUCGUUUUCGAGUGGGACAACGAGCAGAAGGCAACAGAGUAUCUGAGAACGUGGAUCAAGAACAAGAAGCGCACGAUGCGCGUGGAGGACAUCCAGCCAUCUGAGCAGUUCUUCACCAAGCUGAACGAGUGGGCGAAGCUCAAUUCGGAGUGGCAGGCGAAGCAGAAGAGCUGGAUGGUUCAGCGGGCGCAGAUUCAGGAGCCCAUCCAGAGGGAGAAGGCAAGAAAGAAGGCGGAAAGGGAGAUGAAGAAGGAGGCUCGAGCAAAAAAGAAGGCGCUCGAAGAGGAGGCUGCUCAGAAGGCGGCCGAAGAGAGUAAGGCGGGCGAAGAGAAAGAGGCCGAGAAGCCCGCGGACGAGGAGGCUACCGAGAGCAAAGAGGAGGCGAAGAAAGAGGAGAAAAAGGACGAGGUGCCUGAGGACAAAAAGGAGGAAGCGGCUCCUGAUGGCGAGAAAAAGGAUGAGGCUGCACCAGAGGAGAAGAAGGCCGAAGAAGAGGACGAAGCUUCCGAAGAGGAGGCCGAGGAGAAGGAGGAGACGCCCGUGGAUGUGGACAGCGUCGAGGACAUAUUGGACGUUCGUGAAGGCGAGCCUCUUUUCGCGAACUUCCAGAUGGAGGACUGGGCGCUGUUGUCCUUGAGAUUCGAGUCGAACAUGCUGGUCAAGUUUUUUAAGAGGGACGUGAACGACCCCGAGAGACCGGGCAUGCACGAGUCUCACCUGCCGUUCUAUUAUCAGAAGUAUUUCCGAAAGGUGCUGAAUUUGAAGAUUUUCGGCGUCAGCACCUGGGCGGAGCUUUUUUCUCUUAUUAAGGAUACCGUGACCCUCGACUCGGAGUCCAUCUUAGUGAACACGUUGACGGAGGACACCGGGGACGAGACCGCAAAGUUCGACACUCUGGUGAAGCUAACAGAGACCGCCCGGCGCCUGCGCGAGCAGAAGAUCGAGGCCGGCGACGAGACGGCCAAGCUGAAGUUCUCGCCGCUCGCCGCUGCCAUGGGCAGCAGGCAACCCGGCGAGACGCAGCACUCGUUCCAGCACCCCGGGGGGGACAUGACCAGGCCGCCGAUGGUGAACCCGCCGCCGCAGACGGUCCACCCCCCGAAAGGAGGAAAGGGUGGGCCGUACAGCGGAGGCUGGCAGUCCGGCCAAGGCAAGUGGGGCGGCGGCAAGGGCUUCGGCAAGGGGUACCGCCCCCCCGCGCGGAGCUGGGGCAGCUGGCGCUGA
This is a messenger RNA of Prorocentrum cordatum, 1668 nucleotides long. Lineage: Eukaryota; Dinophyceae; Prorocentrales; Prorocentraceae. The record is from the annotation of a GenBank genome assembly.